AUGGCGGAGGAAACCGGAGCGACGGCGGCUUCAGGGUCGGCAGCGGGCAAGAUGACGAUGGUGGUCGGGGUGGACGAGAGCGAGCACAGCUACUACGCGCUGCAGUGGACGCUCCUCCACUUCUUCUCCCCGGGCCAGCAGCAGCAGUACCGCCUCGUCGUCGUCACAGCCAAGCCCACCGCCGCGUCCGCCGUCGGCCUCGCCGGACCAGUACUACUAGGUGCCGCAGAGGUGCUGCCGUUCGUUGAGGCGGACCUGAAGCGGAGCUCGCUGCGCGUCAUCGACAAGGCCAAGGAGCUCUGCGCGCAGGUGAGCGAUGCUGUCUUUGAAGUGGUGGAAGGGGAUGCGAGGAACGUCCUCUGCGAGGCGGUCGAAAGGCAUCACGCAGAGAUGUUGGUUGUGGGCAACCAUGGCUAUGGAGCAAUCAAAAGGGCUGUUCUUGGAAGUGUGAGCGAUUACUGCACCCACCACGCGCACUGUACUGUGAUGAUUGUGAAGAAACCAAAGCACAAGCACUGA
This is a messenger RNA of Triticum turgidum subsp. durum (durum wheat), 519 nucleotides long. The record is from the annotation of a GenBank genome assembly. Lineage: Eukaryota; Viridiplantae; Streptophyta; Magnoliopsida; Poales; Poaceae.